Molecule: messenger RNA, 960 nt
Organism: Didymosphaeria variabile
Lineage: Eukaryota; Fungi; Ascomycota; Dothideomycetes; Pleosporales; Didymosphaeriaceae
Exons: 1
Coding region: 1-960 (319 amino acids)
Biological process (GO): regulation of gene expression; maturation of 5.8S rRNA
Cellular component (GO): nucleolus; exosome (RNase complex)
Molecular function (GO): RNA binding; DNA binding
Source: RefSeq, a predicted model, not a curated record
AUGCCCUCUCCCCAUCCUCACCUCCCCCUCCCAAAGCUCAACUCCACCCUCCCCACCCUCGACAAAGCCAAACUCCACAUCCUCACCGCCUACACCCUGGAAUCCCUCCUCUUCUCCGCCCUCCAAGCCUCCGGCGCAGACGCAAAAGCCCACCGUAUAUUUCCCGAACUAGCCCGGCUGAAAAACUACUUCGGCAAAGUAAAAGCCGCGGAGGCGGCGGGCGAAGGAAAGGGCGCGCCGGGGCCGAGCACGAAGCUGGACAAGGAUGCGGCGGCGAGGUUUAUCCGGCAUGGGUUGAGCGGGAAUGAGAAGUAUGAUAAGGAGCGCGCGGAGAGGCUGGCAAAGGAGAGGGCGAGGGCGGCGCUGAAGGCUAGGCAGAUGGCGGAGAAGGUGAAUAAGAAGUUUGAUGAUGAUGUGGAGAGUAGGGUGCAGGAGGAGCUGGGGCGGAAGAGGAAGGUGGAGGAGGGGAGCGACAGCGAUAGCAGUGGUGAGGAGGAGGACACCGACGACGACAAGGACCAAGACAGCCCGGCGCAAGUCGUGAACAUGGAUACAGUCGGCAGCGAAGAAGACCACGUCGACAGCGAAAACGCAAACUUCUACGGCGAAGAUACAGACGCCUCCGCCGCCGCCGCCACACCCAGCAAACCGUCCAAGAUCGAAAACAAGAAGAAGAAAGACACAAAGGACACCAAGAAGUCCAGCAAGCGCAGGAAAAGCGACAUCAAAGUCAUCCGCAACGACGCGCAACCGCACAAAACGAGGUCAAAGCAACCCAUAGCAAAGAGAGCUCCAAAGAACGAGGACGAGAGACCUCAGGAACUCAUCCUUCCCGAGCGCGGCGGCGAACCGAAGACACGCAGCGAGAUGUUCAACCAGCUCUUGUCGGGCACUUUUGCGGAGCAGAAGAAGGAGAAGAAGAAUACCAAGGACAGGAGCAAGAAGGGAAAGAAGGCCUGA